GAGUUAUACAUCCAAUCCAAACUUGUACCUUCGGUUGCUGUUAACUUUGCCUGUGGAAUUUGUUGACAGAGAAACUCAAUCCGGAGAGAGAGAGAGAGAGAGAGAGAGAGAGAAGGAGAUAUAGAGAGAGAGGGGGGGGAGGGAGUGUCCCUAAAGCAAGAAGAAGAGGACAGGCCCAAGCCCAGAAGGGAUCCUCUCUUCCUCUCCUGCGUGGAACGGAAUCAGAAUUUGAUUUGAAAUCGAAAUUGAAAUUGAAAUCGUCUAAUUCUGGUAUUGGAUCGGGGGAUUUGAAUACCCGAAUUGGAAAUUGAUUUUGAAUUCGUUUGUGGUUGGGUUGAUUGGAGAUGGAGGCGAAGUCGGCGAAUGGGGGUAUUGUGAAUGGAGGGAAGUUGGGGAAGUUUCCGUUGACGGCGUGGGAGGUGACGGUGGCGAGCGCCGUCGUGUUUGGGUUCCUGGCGGGGCUGGUCGGGGUGUAUCUGACGAUGCCUGCGUCGGAUUACAGCUUCCUCAAGCUUCCGCGUUCGCUCCAGGAUCUUCAAAUCCUUAGGGACAACCUCGAGAGCUACACGAGCGACUACACAGUACAGGUUCUCUUCGGAUACUGUCUGGUCUACAUCUUUAUGCAGACAUUUAUGAUCCCGGGAACUGUCUUCAUGUCCUUACUAGCCGGAGCCCUUUUCGGGGUCAUCAAAGGCGUGGCUCUUGUCGUGUUCACAGCUACAGCUGGCGCGUCCUCUUGCUUCUUCUUGUCCAAAUUAAUAGGUCGACCUCUUGUCUUCUCUCUAUGGCCCGACAAGUUGAGCUUCUUUCAGGACCAGGUUGCUAAGAGACGCUCCCGGCUGCUAAAUUACAUGCUUUUCUUGAGAGUGACUCCAACGCUGCCAAAUACAUUCAUAAACGUCGCGUCGCCAAUUGUCGAUAUUCCCUACCACAUUUUCUUAUUAGCUACCGUCAUCGGGCUCAUCCCCGCUACUUUCGUUACCGUCAAGGCCGGAAUAGCUCUCGGCGAUCUACAAUCCGUCAAGGAUCUAUACGACUUCCAGUCCAUGGCCACUCUGUUUCUCAUUGGCAUUGCGUCAGUUACUCCGACAUUGCUUGGCAACAAGAACGAGUCGUGAUUGAAUGAUCGAUUAACAAUGCCUUUCUCUCAACCAGCUUUGCGCCGUCAUUUCCCCGCGAACGUUGGCUGCGACUGAUGCCUACUACAACCUGUAAACAACCUCGAACUUACGAUGCUGUGGCUACAAACACAUGGUUUGUCCUCGAGUAUCGCUGGGAAUGGAAAUCUACAUUAACUUAUCACAAGCUGGAUGUAAAUUUUUCUUUAUGCUUUUUGAUUGCCAUUUUGGUUCGCCAUUUUAGUUCCAUUGAAACAGUCUUAUGUUCUUUAUUGCCAUUUUGGUUCGCCAUUUUAGUUCCAUUGAAACAGUCUUAUGUUCCUUAUAUAUAUAUAUACAUACGCAAAAUUUAACUUCA
Andrographis paniculata is the source of this 1476-nucleotide messenger RNA. RefSeq lists its product as uncharacterized. Lineage: Eukaryota; Viridiplantae; Streptophyta; Magnoliopsida; Lamiales; Acanthaceae. The record is from RefSeq and is a predicted model, not a curated record. The transcript is spliced from 4 exons. Bases 345 to 1118 code for a protein of 257 amino acids.